Molecule: messenger RNA, 1473 nt
Organism: Xyrauchen texanus (razorback sucker)
Lineage: Eukaryota; Metazoa; Chordata; Actinopteri; Cypriniformes; Catostomidae
Product: transmembrane and immunoglobulin domain-containing protein 1-like
Exons: 6
Coding region: 76-828 (250 amino acids)
Biological process (GO): cell-cell adhesion
Cellular component (GO): cell-cell junction
Molecular function (GO): cell adhesion molecule binding
Source: RefSeq, a predicted model, not a curated record
CUUGCUUCCUAUUGGAUUUCCUGCUAGCAUUACUAGAGAGUCAUCACAGAGAUCUUAGUUGGCAGAUAUACAAAGAUGAAGGUGUUGGUUUGUCUCACUUUGCUCAUACUCUGUUGUGUCAGCCAUGUAAAAGUGGUCACUAUUCAGUCGUGUCCCAUGGCAGCUGGGAGCUUCAUUCAGACAAAGGUUGAGGAAACCGUCACUCUGACCUGUGUGAAUGAUGUCAGUAUGGACCCAUCAAACCAACAUGAACUGCAGUGGUACCGCAAUGGUGCCUUGGUGGACCUGAAAGAAGAAAACCGCCUGAACCGGAGUAGUCUGUGUAUACAACCUGUUUCCAGAGAGGACAAUCUAGCAAUCUUUACUUGUCAGCUGAAGAAUGAUGCAAGCAUGAACAACUCCAUCAAACUUGAUGUCCAGUUUCCUCCGGAUCUUAAUGGCACCGAAGAGAUGUUUGUUGAGGAAACAAGCAAUGUUGCUCUGUCCUGCCAUGUCCAUGCCAACCCUCCAGUGACUGUGAGUUGGAAAAGGGAUGGUGAGCUUCUGGAUCUGACCACUGGUAGUUAUAAAACCACCAAUAAUGGCAUUACCACUCAGUUGACAAUCCCAAAAAUUAAGCGUGAUGUUCAUCAAGGAUUGUACACCUGUGAGGCACAUUCAGAUGUCUAUGGAAUUAUGAACAAGACAUUUAAAGUUACGGUUGAAGACAAAGUUCUUAAGUUCCCUCUCGGACCCACAAUUGCUGGACUGGUGGUGGUUGUCUGCACAAUUGUAAUAGCAAUCAUCUCUAGAAGGAAUCAAAUUAAAGAGUGUUGCAAACAUAACUGAAACUCUCUAGAUGAAAAAGCAUCUCAGGAAUUCAAAACAGAGCUAUUUGAAGCAUUGAGCUUUCAGGACACCAUCACCAGACAAGCCUGACUGGAAUGCAAGUAACCGUUACUGUACUGGCAAACUGGACACUGCGAUGGAAUGCCUCUUAAAUCUGAAUUGCUAAUUAAAAAACAAACAAACACCUCUUUGGUUGCCUACUUUACCUUCUUGCUUUUUUAUUGUAAGUAAAUGGUAGUUAAAUUAUGUGGUGAAAAGAAGUUUGUCAAAAAAAAACUCUCUGAGACCCUCUUGCGCUUCUCUGCUGAUUCUGUAUGUGAUAUUCUCCAAAUUCUUCUGGCAUUGAGCAAGUAGUCUUUGAGCCAGCAGCCACUCCUAGAACAUUGAUGGCCAGGUUUGUUAGGGAGAAUGAACUCAUUAAAAUGAAUAGCAAACUAUUGUAAAUUCUCAGGGUCAAGGAUUAUUUCUUUGUGUAAAUAGGCACUGUAAAAUGUAACUACCUAGAAGACAUUAAUCUUUAGCCAUCAAACUAAAAAUAUAGUGUGUAAUGUUAAUUAUAAAGAAAUGUUCUCUGUUGAUACUAAUAAGGUUGGGCUACUUUCACAUUUUCUCUGUAAACUGUAUUUAGGCACCUUCAAGGUGAAA